Molecule: messenger RNA, 4577 nt
Organism: Athene cunicularia (burrowing owl)
Lineage: Eukaryota; Metazoa; Chordata; Aves; Strigiformes; Strigidae
Gene: SLC38A9
Product: solute carrier family 38 member 9
Exons: 16
Coding region: 427-2106 (559 amino acids)
Biological process (GO): amino acid transmembrane transport
Molecular function (GO): amino acid transmembrane transporter activity
Source: RefSeq, a predicted model, not a curated record
GUCCGUAAUCAGGGGAAAGCUUACAUUGGUUUUAACGCGCCUCCGGACCCGUUAACCUAAAAAAAAGAAAAAGAGUCGUGUUAAAAAUAUUUAUUACCUGGUGGAGACCGCACACCCAUUGGUUCCUUGCUAAUGCAAGAGGAUGGGCAACAUGUUGCUAGAAAGUGGUAGAGCCAUGUCAGUGCUUGGUUGAUGUAAUCUCUGGGAUUUUCUGGCCUUUACUGUACAUUUUCAUGAGAAUGCAGAAGAAUGAUACACACGUCAUUCUAUCUUCCAUCACCACUCCAGUUUUCAAACAUACAGUGCCAUCCUUCUGUAUCUUGUGCCAGUUCAUCCAUCUUUCCUGUCUAACAUUCUGAAGCAUCAGGAAACAGCCCCCCUGAAAGAGCAGGUUAGAAUAAGUAGAAGGAGGUACAUUCACCAAAUAUGGAAGAAGAUGCCAAACCCCUUUUGGUUCCUGUGGGAGGCGAUGAAAGCAAUUACGGAAUCAUGAAUAUACAGUUCAAUCCAGAAGAUUUUAAGUGCAAAAGACCAUUUCAUGUGGAGCCUACAAACAUAGUCAGUGUGAACGAUGACAUGCAAAGAGUCACUGAUGAAGCUUCAGCAAUGAAUAAGAGGAUUCAUUACUAUAGCAGGCUCACGUCUCCUGCAGACAGGGCAUUGAUUGCUCCUGAUCAUGUACUUCCAGCUCCUGAUGAAAUCUACGUGUACAGUCCAUUAGGAACUGCUUUUAAGGUUGACAGUUACACAGAUGGCUAUGGUAAAAACUCCAGUAUAGUGACAAUAUUUAUGAUAUGGAAUACAAUGAUGGGUACAUCUAUAUUAAGUAUCCCAUGGGGAAUAAAACAGGCAGGCUUUACUUCUGGAAUUAUUCUCAUCUUGCUGAUGGGUAUUUUGACUCUUUAUUGCUGCUACAGAGUUGUGAAGUCACGGAAGAUGAUACCUUUAAUGGAUACCUCAAACUGGGAAUUCCCAGAUGUUUGCAAGUAUUACUUUGGAUCCUUUGGUCAGUGGUCAAGCCUCUUAUUUUCUAUGGUAUCGCUGGUUGGAGCCAUGGUUGUUUAUUGGGUGCUUAUGUCCAACUUUCUGUUCAACACGGGAAGGUUUAUAUACAACUUCGUUCAUGACAUUAAUGUAACAGAUAUUGUUCCUGGAACGAAUGGAAGUAACAAAGUGAUUUGUCCAGGUGCUGCUGGUGGUCAUCCACCACAGAACAGGAGUGUGAUGUUCUCUUCAGGCAACAAUACAGGUUUUGAACUCUUCGAGGAGUGGUGGAACAAAUCACAAACAGUACCAUUUUACCUGAUUGCUGUUCUUCUACCCCUGCUAAAUCUGAAGUCUCCAUCCUUCUUUGCAAAGUUUAAUGUCCUAGGUACUAUUUCAGUUGUCUACUUAGUUUUUCUGGUUACUGUAAAGGCUGCUCAUCUGGGAAUCCACUUAGAAUACAGUUGGUUUACAGAGAAUGAUUUUUUUGUACCAGAGUUUAGAAUUCUGUUCCCUCAGCUCACAGGGGUUCUGACACUUGCCUUCUUCAUCCACAAUUGUGUCAUCACACUUCUUCAAAAUAACAGGAAUCAAGAAAACAAUGUGAGAGACCUCUCUAUUGCAUACUUCCUGGUGGGAUUAACGUAUCUGUAUGUUGGAGUGAUAAUUUUUGCAUCUUUCCCUUCACCGCCACUAUCCAAAGAAUGUAUUGAACAGAAUUUUCUAGAUAACUUUCCCAGUGAUGACAUCAUGUCAUUUGUUGCAAGAAUAUUCCUGCUGUUCCAGAUGAUGACUGUAUACCCACUGUUGGGCUAUCUGGCACGAGUGCAGCUGUUAAGACAGUUUUUUGGAAAUGCUUACCCAAGCGUUUUCCAUGUGCUCAUCCUGAACAUAGCAAUUGUAGGAGCUGGAGUAGCAAUGGCAAGAUUUUAUCCAAAUAUAGGAGGUAUCAUAAGAUACUCUGGAGCAACAUGUGGUCUGGCCUUUGUGUUCGUGUAUCCGUCCCUCAUCUACAUGAUCUCCCUGCAUCGUGCUGGGCAGCUGACGUGGCCAGCAUUGAUCAUUCACAUCUUUAUAAUCCUCCUUGGACUGGCUAAUCUGAUUGCACAAUUCCUAUUGUGAAAACAACUCCUUCUCCCUGUGGCUAUCAGAAGUGGUAGUGUGACUUCUAGCAGCAGCCUUGAGCAACAUUGUCACGCAUGAGAACAAACAGUCCUCGGUAUGAUCUUGAGAAAAGCUGCACCUUUGAAACAAAUUCAAAACACAUCUUUAAGCCCUUUGACAGGAAACCUGUCUUGCUCUUCUAAAAACACAAUUUUGUGAGGAGUGAAAUGGUUCAUAUUUGAGUGAGGUAGUUCUCCUGGUUUUGUUGAACAUACAUCAAAGAGUAAUGAAGCUCAUUUUAAUUUUUUACAGCACACUUUUCAAAACGCACAGCUUUCAGCCUCAGGCUGUAGAACUCCUCUUUUCUCCAGAGGAACUGUCUUUACCUUUAUUAACAAACAUACUUUCACAGUAUUGUUCAGUGACUGUUGAAAUGCUCUUUUGUUGUAGUUAUUUUCCUGUUUUGUUUGGAAAAAGAAGAAAUUAUUGUCUUUCCCCCUUUUCUUCCCUAGGUUAAUUUAUAGUCAUUUGGAUCAAAAUGCACUCUUAAUUUUGAAUAUGCUAUUAAAUUGGUUUGGCAGUGUUUUUCCUCUAGGAAAUUCCAACUAAGAGAAACAAUAAACUCAUGUCUCAGUGUUUUAUUCAGAACCAAUAUGUACACAACAUAUUUGUGAUUUUACAAUGAAAAAAGUCAGAAGGAUAAAAAAAAUUAGAACAAGACAAUUAAAAUUAGAAUUCCAUGCUUGACCUCACUUCAACUCUGUUAGCUGGGCUAUUAUUAUGCUGUGAAGUUGUUUUGUCAGGAGUUGCAUGUGGAUUUAUGGAUGCAUGUUGGACACAAUUUUCAUCACAGGCUUGCUCCUUCCCUUGUAGGGACUUACUCUAGUGAUCACUUGCUAUGGUCUUCCACUAAAUUAUUGUAAACAUUUUGAAUGUGAGCAGAGAGACAAAGGUAGCACUCUUCAGGAUUGUGGACUAAAUCAAAUAAUUUUAAGUUUUAAAUAAUUCCUAACAGAAGCUGGAAGAAUCUGGGAAGAGUUUUGUUGUGUUGGGGGUUUUUUGUAACUUCUUAUUUACUAAGGGGAUGUACACAUGUAAGCACUCAGACGCUUUCAUUCACCUACUGUCCGUGAGUCUUGAGUCUUAACCUAAAACAUGCAAUAAUUAAGUUGCCAGACUCUAGAGUAAUGUCAUCUUUUGUGGUUGGAGAGAGAGUAAAAACUCCUUUUUGUACAGAAUUUCAGUGUAUUAAAAUAAUCAACAAAUGUGGAAUAAUUGAAAGAAAACUUGGAACAAUGCUAAAUUUGAAAGAGGAAGAAAGUUGGAGUCAUGCAGUAUUUGUGAAGUAGGAGUUGAGUUGGGAAAGACAGUUACAUUGCAGGGUAAGAGUCCAUAUUUAAUCAGAAAGACAAUGAAAAGCAUAACCCAGAUUAUUGCCAUGCUUCUCUGGGAAAUGAUACGAAUUUUUGUAGUAGAGAUGUAAAUAAUUUUGUUUGAGUUAGGGUCCUCAAACCGUGUGUAGGACACUGACUUGCAUAUGUGUCCUUUGAUUUGUAUGAAAUGCAAGAUCAUAUGGGUUUGAGAUGUCUGCAGAAUAGAACAAUUAUUUCAGAUUCUUUUUUUCUUGUGAAACUUUUUGUGCCUUUGAUUCAGAAUUGGGAGAAUGUGUCCAUCGUCUGUUCUGUAUUAGAAGUAUUUGUCCCAUCCUGGUCAUUUUCCCUGUGUAUACUCUUAUCUUCCACUGCUCAGUUUCCUUUUUCUCUGGGGCAUAUCUGUCCACCCUUUUAACUGCUGACAGUGAGUGUAUCUUGCAGUGAUGCCACCAUUAGCACUGGCCAAUGCACCUGCCAUAGGGACUGGGUCUGACCUCUCCCAUAAAAUACUUCCUUGAAUGUUUCGAUAGUCAUCACAGAAUGUAACUUGAUGGCUGCAUUCCCUCAACAUUCUCAGCAGUGUAUUUCACCAAUUUGUUUGGGUUUUUUUCACUUUCCAACAAACUACUUCUUUCCAACAAAUUUUACAAAUUUACAGUUCCACAACUGUAGUAAGUUGUUAAAUGUCCUGGAGUUAUUUGAUACAGAAGAGAAGUAAUUGAACACCAGAAGGAAAAGACAAAAGAUGCAGGAUUUCAAGCAUCAUUGGCUCAUUCACAUUACACUUCUGUGCUUAUUUAUUAUAGAUUCAGUGCUUAAUUUAGGUGCAAGCCCUGAUGAGUGCAGGUACUUCAGUUUGAUUAUGUCCUUCCAUGUUUCAUGUAGAUAUGAAUCCUUGCCAUUGAAGCAGAUGGUAAAAUACCCAUUGAUUUUAGCAGAAUUAAAUUCAGUUAGGAUCUAGUAGUUCAACAGAAAUUCCCAAUUAAGAUGGAGUUCAGGGUGAAGUGUCUUAAUUGCAUCUUCUGUUUGUCUCUUUUCCAGUUGUGUGAUGUACAAUGAUUUUUUUUUUAUUUAUUUUUUUUUUAAAUCCUGUGUUUGGGUUGGAAGGGACCUUAA